CAACAACCACGACAAUGACGUUUGCGCCUUGCCUGCUAAACCGUUUCAUUGAUAUCCUACUGUUGCUUGGACAUAGUUCGACCUGAACAACCACCUAGACAUGACUGCAUAGUUUGUUAUAUAUCAUCAUCUACGCCGCCAUGCCGCACCCGCAUUCACCGAGGGGCGUGUCAGUCGCCUUGACGGCCGCCUUCUUGGCCUUGACCACCAUUUUUGCCGCCAUCUAUACAUUUGGUCUACCUGAACUCGAUUAUUGGCAUUGGAAAUCAAAUCAGAACCCUUUCGGAAAUCAUCCAUCUUCUCAAAAUGUAUUCGGUGCAUCUAACCGACCUUCGAUCUCGGACGACUACCUUGUCGGCGUCGGCAAGGCUGACAUUACUGGUCCCGUCGUCGAAAUCAAUCUCAUGGGCUAUGCCGACCCUGCUCAACUUGGCUCUGGUGUGAGACAGCGUCUUUACUCCCGUGCUUUCAUCCUUGGUGAUACCGAAAGUCCUCGUGACCGUUUCGUCUACCUUGUCCUCGACACUCAAUCCGGAGAUACCGCUGUCCGCAAUGGCAUCCUCGAAGGUCUUCAACAUCUUGGUCCCGAAUACCAAGUUUACGGAAGCCAGAACGUCGCUGUCACUGGAACUCAUUCUCAUUCUGGUCCAGGUGCUUGGCUGAACUAUCUGUUGCCUCAGAUUACCAGUCGAGGCUUCAGUCAUCAAAGCUAUCAAGCCAUCGUUGAUGGUGCUCUUGAGUCUAUAAAACAGGCUCAUGAGACGCUCAGCCCAGGUCAACUCUCUUUCGGUUCAGUCGAUAUCGAAAAUGCCAACAUCAACCGUAGCCCUUAUGCCUACCAGGCCAAUCCAGAAGCCGAGCGUAAGAGAUACGAGCAUAACGUCGACAAGACUUUGACUCUUCUCAAGCUGCGCAGAAACAGCGACAAGAAGGAUAUUGGCAUCUUGACCUGGUUCCCUGUUCACGGUACUUCGAUGCUGGGCAACAACACGUUGAUCACUGGUGACAACAAGGGCGUUGCUGCAUACCUGUUCGAGAAGCAUGCUGCUCAGCUGGACUCUACUGCUGAUGACUUUGUCGCUGGCUUCUCUCAAGCCAAUGUCGGAGAUACCUCUCCCAAUGUAAACGGCGCCUAUUGCGAAUCUGGAGAUGACGAAGGUAAGCAAUGCGACUUCAAGACGAGCUUGUGCGCUGGUAAGAACGGUCCUUGCCAUGGACGUGGUCCACACUGGGGACUGGACGACGCAGGUACAGCAUCAGCUUGGGAAAUUGGUCGCAGACAGUACCUUGGUGCUCGCUCUGUGUACGAGUCCAUGACUACUAAGUCUACCUUCACGCCCAUCCAGGGCAACGUGGUCCGCUCUCUGCAUACAUUCGUCGACAUGUCGAACCAGACUGUCAUUCUACGCAACGGCUCGAUAGCACAUACCUGCCCUGCCGCAAUGGGCUACUCGUUCGCCGCCGGUACUACCGAUGGUCCUGGAGCCUUUGAUUUUAAGCAAAACAACCCAGGCGACCCGAAUGCAAGUCCGGUCUGGGCUGUCGUCCGCAAUAGCCUGCAUUCACCCGGUCCAGAGCAAAUUGAUUGCCAAGCGCCCAAGCCCAUCCUCCUCGAUGUAGGCGAGACUGAAAGUCCUUACCUCUGGACACCCAACGUGGUGGACAUUCAGCUCUUGCGUGUCGGACAACUGCUCAUCAUCGUAGCACCGGGAGAAGCUACCACCAUGUCUGGCCGACGCUGGAAAGGAGCUCUUCAGAAAUAUGCUCUCGCCGCCUGGGACGAAGAAGACAACAUAGCUGAGCCAAUCGUCGUGCUUGGCGGCCCAGCAAACACAUACGCCCACUACAUUGCGACAGAAGAAGAAUACGGCAUCCAACGCUAUGAAGGCGCAUCAACCCUUUAUGGUCAACACACUCUGGCCGCCUACAUAAAGCUCUCUCUUGCACGUCUACCCUACCUCUCUGCCUCCUCGAUCUCGAACUCGCCUCUCCUUCCUCCCUCUCACCCAUCUCUACCUCUCCUUCCCUCUGGCCCCGAACCUCCCAUCCACACGAAUAAGUCCCUCAGCUUCAUCUCCCCGGUCGUUUUUGACCGCUCCCCCCUCUUCAAAUCCUUUGGCGAUGUAGUCACGGAUGUCUCACCCCGCUACGCCAUCUCCACCUCUCCCAUCAUCAAAGCCUCUUUCGUCGCCGCCAACCCACGCAACAACCUCCGUCUCGGUCUCACCUUCGCCUCUGUCGAAAAAUACACCAAUCAAGGAACUUGGCAACAAAUCCGCAACGACGAAGACUGGAGUCUGGUUUUCCAAUGGGAGAGAACUUCCACCACGGCCGCCACUUCUCAAGUCACCAUUUCUUGGGAAUUGGGUUGGGAGCUGGGAGAUUGGGGAAGAGUUGAGAAGACCACCGAUAAGAUGGUCGGACAUGAUUUGGAAUUGGAGAAGAGAGGUAAGGUGGAGGAGGAAUUGAAGGGGAGGUAUAGGAUCAGGUAUUUUGGAGAUAAGAAGGGAAUUGGAGGUGGUAUUAGUGGAUUUGAAGGUGUCAGUGGGGAGUUUGAACUUGUGUAAAUAUACACGCGGUAUAGUAGAUUUUUGUGUAAUUAGUCUUUAGGGAAUCGGUCAUGAAAUCACAAGGUUUUCAUUGGCUA
Molecule: messenger RNA, 2647 nt
Organism: Aureobasidium pullulans EXF-150
Lineage: Eukaryota; Fungi; Ascomycota; Dothideomycetes; Dothideales; Saccotheciaceae
Product: Neutral/alkaline nonlysosomal ceramidase
Exons: 1
Coding region: 141-2567 (808 amino acids)
Biological process (GO): ceramide catabolic process; long-chain fatty acid biosynthetic process; sphingosine biosynthetic process
Cellular component (GO): extracellular region
Molecular function (GO): N-acylsphingosine amidohydrolase activity
Source: RefSeq, a predicted model, not a curated record